Ananas comosus (pineapple) is the source of this 1978-nucleotide messenger RNA. Its product is annotated as pheophytinase, chloroplastic. Gene Ontology annotation, biological process: chlorophyll catabolic process. The transcript is spliced from 6 exons. The coding region runs from base 165 to 1721 and encodes 518 amino acids. Gene Ontology annotation, molecular function: pheophytinase activity. Gene Ontology annotation, cellular component: chloroplast. Lineage: Eukaryota; Viridiplantae; Streptophyta; Magnoliopsida; Poales; Bromeliaceae. The record is from RefSeq and is a predicted model, not a curated record.
GGCCCUUUCUCCUUAAAAUCUCUCGCCCCCUCUCCCCCUUUCUCGAAAACCCUCUCUCUCUCUCUCCAUGUGUGUAGAGAGGUCGAACACUUGAUAGAGAACGAAGAAAUUUAAAUUUAGCUUCGAAUCCUACUCGAAUUCGAGCAAUUAAUCGAUUUCGAGUCAUGGAUUUGAUUUCAUGUGGUCAUCCUACCGUGUCAUCUCACCGCGUAGCAAUCCCUAGCUGUAAAUUUGCCUCAAAAACCCUAGAUUUGAAGCGCCCAGUUGUUGCUCUACGAAGAAGAGCUCAGAUCUCAUGUGUUAGGGCAAAACCUCAAGAUAAUGCGAAAUCUGAGAAUUUAGAUCUGAAAGAAAGGCUCAGAUUGUUAGGUUUACUCGAGGGGCUUCGAAAUCGUGCCAACCCCCCGGAGAUCACUGUCGAAAGCCGGAGUUAUUACGUGACCGACAGCGAUGUGGGUUUAACGAAUUUUCCUAAGAAAGUUGGUGAAGUCGCGAAGGUUGUGAUACCCGGCUUGCCCGAUGAGUCGAGUGGCGAGCGUGGGUCGCAAAUUAGCAGCGGUUUCUGGGAGUGGAAGCCGAAUUUGUUGGUGCACUAUGAGAAAUCUGGUGUGGAGAACACUAGCGCGCCGGUGGUGCUAUUUCUUCCUGGGUUUGGUGUCGGGACUUUUCACUAUGAGAAGCAGCUAAAGGAUCUCGGUCGUGAUUAUAGGGUGUGGACACUGGACUUUUUGGGGCAGGGCAUGUCUCUGCCGUCCAAAGAUCCCACGUCUAAUAAAGAGGGACAAGAAAGCAAUGAUGGGGAAGGGGUGUGGGGGUUCGGAGAUAAAUCAGAGCCGUGGGCGCAGGAGCUGGUCUACUCGGUCGAUUUGUGGAAAGACCAAGUUCAGAAUUUCAUCGAACAGGUAAUUGGUGAACCUGUUUAUGUUGUUGGGAACUCUCUUGGAGGCUUUGUCGCUCUCUACUUUGCAGCAUGCAACCCGCAUCUCGUGAAGGGAGUUACGCUGCUCAAUGCAACACCGUUCUGGGGAUUCCUCCCCAACCCUGUAAGAUCGCCUAGAUUGUCCAAGCUCUUUCCAUGGGCCGGCACAUUUCCUCUACCGCCAAGUGUGAGGAAGCUCAUUGAAUUUGUAUGGAGGAAGAUAAGCGACCCGAGAAGUAUACAAGAGGUGCUGAAGCAAGUUUAUGCUGAUCAUUCUACAAAGGUUGACAAGGUCUUCUCUCGCAUUAUCGAAACGACACAGCAUCCUGCCGCUGCUGCAUCAUUUGCCUCCAUUAUGUGUGCUCCACAGGGGCAGCUAUCUUUUAGAGAAGCAUUAUCCAGGUGCCAAAAGCAAGGAAUCCCUAUCUGUCUCAUGUAUGGUAGAGAGGAUCCGUGGGUUAGACCCAUCUGGGGCCUUAAAAUCAAAAGGCAACUUCCGGAGGUUCCGUACUAUGAGAUAAGCCCCGCUGGUCACUGCCCACAUGAUGAGGUUCCCGAGGUUGUUAACUUUUUGUUGCGUGGGUGGAUAAAGAACCUCGAGUCUCAGGGUUCGGUUCCGCUACCAUUUCUUGAAGAACCGGAGUACAUUCAGAGCAGCAUGUCCAGAGAAGUGGAGUACGUGAAAGAAGGAUCGAGGAAAUCAGUUCAGGUUCGUUUUCUGGGUUCAAAGUCUUCUUUCUGGAAUCAGAUGGGCUCUUUCUUGAGAUCGAGUAUUUCGAAUCCGCGAAUCCUUUCCAGAUAGGGAAAGCCUACUGUAGCUCCCUUCCCUUGCUUUCCCGAGCCUCUGUAAAUUGCUUUGGUAUUUUCAUAUUAUUUGUUGUGUGAAAAAAAGUGUGUUGAUAGGUUAUGAAUACACAAAGGCCAGGAAUAUUUUUAGAUUUCUCACCACAAUUCUGUAGUAGAAUAUACAUGAAAUAGAUUAAUACAUAGAGAUAGAGAUCAUACAGGGGGAAAAGGCUUUAGCCUUUAUUUGACUCAAUAUUUUUGGUCCACUUUAAA